AUGGCAGGCAAAGAUUGGGAAAUAGUACAAGAAAAGGCUUUCACCGCCUGGGUCAACUCAGUAUUGGAUAGAAGAGGUGAAAAGAUUGCAGAUGUAGCCAAAGACCUUAGCGAUGGUGUCAAGCUCAUCUUUUUCCUCGAGUUGGUAUCGGCCAAGAAGUUCAACAAGAAGUUUGAUUACGAGCCAAAGGCCCGUAUUAAUAUGAUUCAAAAUAUUGCUUUGGCUCUUAAAUUCCUCGAUGAAGAUUUAAAGAUUAAAGUUCAAGGUAUUGGUGCUGAAGACUUUGUUGAUCAUAAUAAAAAGAUGAUUCUUGGAUUUUUAUGGACAUUGUAUCGUAAAUAUCGUAUUGCAGUCAUUUCAGAAGGAGACAAGUCAUCAGAGGAAGGUUUGUUGCUCUGGACCAAGAACACUACCAACGGGUACAACGGUGUCAACGUGACAACCUUUGGCAAGUCGUUUAGAGACGGUCUUGCCUAUUUGGCAUUGGCCCACAAGUUUGAGCCAUCUCAAUUCAGUUAUGCCGAGCUUGAGAAGCUCGACCCAGUCGCCCGUCUCAACGCCGCCUUUGACUAUGCCGAAAAGAACUUGGGUGUGCCCAAGUUACUCGAGGCCGAAGAGGUCAUGCGUGGCACCACCGACGAGCGUUCACUCGUCCUCUACACCUCGCUUUUCUUCCACGCCUACCGUGCCAAGGAAGAAAAGGAGCGUCUCGAAGAGAGCAAGUCGGCCAUUGCCUCGCGUCUCGCCGGUCUCCAAUCAUCACUCGAAAAUGAAAAGAUGUCUCGUGAAUUGCUCAUCAAGCAAAAGGAAGAGCUCAAGAGCUUGCUCGCCUCGCUCGAAGGUGAAGCCGCCUCACGUGAACACCAUCUCCGUGAACUGGAAGCCAAACUCGACGAAGUUCUCAAGAAUUUGGAAUUGGAAAAAUUGGCCCGUCUCGAGCUUGAAAACCGUCUCGCCAAGACUGAAAAGGACAAAGCUUUGCUCGAACUCGCCUUGGCCGAAGCCACCGACGCCAAGAACCGUCUCGAGGCCCAAGUCGAGGCCGACCGUCAACGCGCUGCUGCCGAAGCCCAAGGUCUCGGUUUGUUGCGUAAGCAUCUCGACCAACACGUCCAAGGUCUCCUCAAGUGGCAAAAGCUCGCCAUCGAGAGCUCUGCCUCUGGCUCCACACUCGACGACCAAAUCAUCGACGAAGUCUCUGGUUUACCAUUUGGCGAACAAGUCAAACACUUGGCCAGCAAGUUGGAUGAUGAAAAUAAGGCUAUCCAAAAGUUACUCGUUCAAAAGGAAGAUGACUUGAAGAUUUCUCAAAAGAAAAAUUCUUCAAAGGCCAAGUAA
Messenger RNA from Cavenderia fasciculata, 1338 nucleotides. RefSeq names its product actin bundling protein (gene ctxA). Gene Ontology annotation, molecular function: actin filament binding. Gene Ontology annotation, cellular component: cell projection; cortical actin cytoskeleton; cell junction. The transcript is spliced from 2 exons. The coding region runs from base 1 to 1338 and encodes 445 amino acids. The record is from RefSeq and is a predicted model, not a curated record. NCBI's taxonomy places the organism in Eukaryota, Evosea, Eumycetozoa, Acytosteliales, Cavenderiaceae. Gene Ontology annotation, biological process: actin cytoskeleton organization.